AUGGAGCGUCCCGGUUCGCCGGCGUUUCGGCGGGAGUCUGGCUUCUUUACCUCCGCCCACGUGCCUCGAUAUGCCGUGGUGCGGGGCAGAGAAGAAGCCGCGCCGGUCAUGUUUGCCCUCUCCUCCCCAGGCUUGGCAAGUCUCUAUCAGGCUUCGCCAGCUCUUUCUCCGCUAGUUGUUUCUCCGCAGGACUCUCUUUACACUGAAGUUGUCGGGCGGUCUCCGCCUCUCCGCCCCAUGAGCCCGCGCCUGCCAGGGAAACGUUUCGUGCAGUCGCGGUCUCCGGUCCACGCGGCUGCCGCCAGCGCGCUGUCGAACCCGCAAAGGAACACAGUUUCCUUGAAGGCGUUGGACGGGUCGGUGCGCCUCGCCCCGAGCCGCGCCGCCCGAGUGUGCGAAUCUUCUACGAAGGUGGUGGCGCGGCGCAUCACCCCCGCGAUGGAAGCGAGGACGGAAGCCAGCUCUUUCGCGGGAGGCCUCAUUCCCUCCAUCAAGUCGCUCUUUGGGUUCAGCUCGGCUGCCGAAUCGCCGGGAUCACAGGCGGACGCCGUCGCCUGGAAGCGCGCGGGGACUUCUGCGGUGCGAGCGGCCCAGCAGGUUGCCCAAGAGGGACGGGAGUCAAGGCGCGUGUCUCGUAGGAGCUUCGCGCUUCAGCAGCACGGUCCGACAGGCGAACGCACCGCGAUGCACCCCGAGAUGUCCGCUCUGUCUCGAGGAACGCUCGCCUUCAGCCAACUGGUUCAGCAGGCGAAUAGCCCCUCCGGCAGCCAGCUGCCUUGUCUCCUUACCGACAAGCGUGUUGGGCCCGCUGUGGAGAAGGGAAGUCGCCUUCCGACGAAAGGUCCUCGCGGAGGCCCCGUGUGUGUGGAUGCGGCAGGAAACCUCUGGGAAAUGUCUCGAGUGGGCGGUCCCGGGCGUGCGACACCCGCGCACGGCGGACAGAGCGCUGGACAGCAGACAGCGGCCCAGUCGCCGUCGGCGGAAAGUGGAGUGGCGAAUGGGAAAACGGGCAACCACGCGCCUGGGGUAGCGGGUGCGACGGCGGCGCCCUCGGCCGCUCACCGGGCUUCCCCUGCAGGGGUCGUUGCACAGGAGCAAAAACAGUCCCCAAGUGGGGCGCGGGGCUCGAGACGCGUGAGCCAGGAAAACGAGACAGGCGAGGGAGUGAAGGGCGAGGCCGCAGGAGUUCGAGGACUUUCUGGACUCGCCGCCAACCCCCCGAACGGUGUCGCGGGUGCAGGGAACGGCCGGGGCCCCGAGGGAGGAGCCAGGCAGGACGCAGGACCGAUGCUCUAUGAGGACAACCACGUUUUGCUCCAGUUUGGGCAAUCCUAUCCCGAGGGCGUCUUGACCGGCUGUAAAAAGGUUGUCGAAUUCAAUCCGGAAACGAGCCAAGUCAAAGAACGCGUAGUCCACAAACUCAUGAUUCACGAGAGUCCCGACGUGUUUGUCCUGCCCGAUCUCCUCUCACCUGCGUCAUGCGACAAAGUGAUCUCCAUUUGCGAAGGCCGCUGGGAGCGUAGCAAGACGAGUCGCGGCCCCAUGCAUGCUCUGUCGGAAAGCUACUCUUCAGGGGACAGCCUGUCACGGACAAGCAUGUCGGUGCGCCUUUCCCCUGGGGAAACACCGGAGGUCGAACGCCUAGAAAGCAUCGUGGCUGCCUUUGCCGAGAUGCCCGUUAGUCAUCUCGAGCCCCUUGUGGUAGUCAAGUACGAGGAAGGAGAGUUCUUUAGGGAGCACCACGAUGGUCAGUUCCGCCGCACAACGAUUCUGCUGUACCUAAAUGAUGUGGCUGAGGGAGGCGAGACCGAGUUCCCCCAUCUCGGUCUGAAGCUUUCGCCAGUCAAGGGAAGCGGAGUGAUGUGGCGGAAUGUAUUCGAGACAACGAACCAAAUCGAUCCCCGUGUCCUUCACGCAGCGUUGCCCCCGGUGGCGGGAAGAAAGUAUGUGGUCAACUGUUUCUUCAAUGAACGUCCUGUGCGAGUUGCGUCGGCGCCGAAAGCGGUUCCAGCGAAUGGCAACCCUCAGCAGUUGCACAGGUCGGAGAAAGGCGUCGCGGCGUCUCUCUCUGGCCUUCCCCGUCCACUCACCCCGGCCGCUUCUUUGGAUCCGCGCCUCGCACGUCCGCAUCUUGUACCAUCCGGAGCGGCUCCCCUGGCGAGCCAUUCGGGCCAGAGUUCGAAUGUGGAGCGCCACACCAGGCGUGUCUCUCGCUCGGAUGCUUCUCAGGUACUGCCUGCGAAUAGCCAGAUGAGCGGGCUUUCCUCUGUUAAUCCCCACCAGAGCACUGCUAUCCCUGGCGCAGGGCGUGCCGUGUUUGCAGCGCAGAACACCCAAGCCGCGGCUGCAAGUGGCGUUCAGGGUGUGAAUGGGAGCGUCCUGGGCUGUGCGUCAAGUGGAGCGACUCACGGUCCACACACAACGCUUCAAAUGCCCGCGUGCCAGGCAGGACGUCGGCAAGUUCCUCAGUCAUCGUCACCGCAUGCGGUGCAUGCCCAGCAGCUACGCCACGGUACGGCAGGGCUGCCAUCCCACAUGCCAGGCUACGGCCAUCUGGGCGGAGCGACGGGUGGGGUUGCAGGAGCGAAUUUCCUCGGGCAGAAGGGAGCUACGGUGGGAGGGAUGGGAGGGAAUGCGGGAGCGAACUUUUUCUCGAGUGCCCCCGCCUUCGUGAUGGUUUUCGGCCCAAACGGAGUGCCGCAGUUGAAGCCGCUGACGAAAGAGCAACUCGAUGAUGGCGUGGGGAAAUAUUUGAUCAUGGAAGCAAUGCAAACCAUGAAACCCCCUGCCUCGCCGUUUGCCGGAGGACUGCACCACUGA
Neospora caninum is the source of this 2820-nucleotide messenger RNA. RefSeq names its product putative 2OG-Fe(II) oxygenase family protein. The record is from RefSeq and is a predicted model, not a curated record. The transcript has 3 exons. Gene Ontology annotation, biological process: peptidyl-proline hydroxylation to 4-hydroxy-L-proline. Bases 1 to 2820 code for a protein of 939 amino acids. Lineage: Eukaryota; Apicomplexa; Conoidasida; Eucoccidiorida; Sarcocystidae. Gene Ontology annotation, cellular component: endoplasmic reticulum. Gene Ontology annotation, molecular function: L-ascorbic acid binding; iron ion binding; procollagen-proline 4-dioxygenase activity.